GCGGCUGCCAUGAGCCUGGAGGCCAUCCGCUACCGCCGCGGCUCCCUGCACAUUCUGGAUCAGCUGCUGCUCCCUCAGCAGAGCCACUAUGAGCCCGUGGCCUCGGUUCGCCAAGGCUGGGAGGCCAUUCGAGCUAUGAAGGUCCGGGGGGCUCCAGCCAUCGCCAUUGUGGGCUGCCUGAGCCUGGCGGUAGAGCUGCAGGCCGGGGGCGGUGGCCCGGGCCUCCAGGCCUUGGUGGCCUUCGUGCACGAGUCACUCCGCUAUCUGGUCACUGCUCGCCCCACGGCAGUCAACAUGGCGCGGGCUGCCCGGGAGCUGUCAGACUUCACUGACCGGGAGGCCAGACGUGACGGGGCCACUGAAGACGGCGUCCGAGAGAGUGUGAUCUGCUGGGCCGAGAACAUGCUGGAGAAGGACAUUGGUGACAACCGGAAAAUUGGUGACCACGGAGCCCAGCACAUCUUGGAGAGGGCAGCGCCCAGAGGGGGCAAAGUCACCGUGCUGACCCACUGUAACACGGGUUCACUGGCCACUGCCGGCUACGGCACUGCCCUGGGCGUGAUCCGCUCAUUGCACAGCCUGGGGCGUCUGGACCACGUGUACUGCACGGAGACGCGGCCCUACAACCAGGGAGCUCGGCUCACCGCCUACGAGCUGGUGUACGAGAAGAUUCCCGCCACCCUGAUUGCCGACAGCAUGGUCUCUGUGGCCAUGGCCCAGAGAAGUGUGUCAGCAGUCGUCGUGGGAGCAGAUCGCGUAGUAGCCAACGGUGACACGGCCAACAAGGUGGGCACUUACCAGCUGGCCAUUGCCGCUAAGCACCACGGAAUACCGUUCUACGUGGCGGCCCCCAGCACCUCGUGUGACCCGAGCCUGCAGUCGGGCAGGGAAAUCGUCAUCGAGGAACGGCCCGAGCGGGAAUUAACAGACCUCAAUGGUGUCAGGAUCGCCGCGCCAGGGAUCGGGGUUUGGAAUCCAGCCUUUGAUGUCACCCCCCACGAACUCAUCUCCGGUGGCAUCAUCACCGAACAUGGCGUCUUUUCCCCCGAGGAGCUGCAGGCAUCUCUGACUUCAGUCGCAUCCUGAGAGGGCUUGAACCCCUUGCAGUAUCUCUGGUCGUGACCCUCCCCAUUCCCUUUUCCCCAAAGCAUUUUAAUAAACAAACUUUAUUUUGGUUUUUA
Tachyglossus aculeatus (Australian echidna) is the source of this 1181-nucleotide messenger RNA. RefSeq names its product methylthioribose-1-phosphate isomerase 1 (gene MRI1). Bases 10 to 1086 code for a protein of 358 amino acids. NCBI's taxonomy places the organism in Eukaryota, Metazoa, Chordata, Mammalia, Monotremata, Tachyglossidae. The transcript is spliced from 6 exons. Gene Ontology annotation, molecular function: S-methyl-5-thioribose-1-phosphate isomerase activity. The record is from RefSeq and is a predicted model, not a curated record.